GUCACUUCUGACUCGCGUAGUUGUGUAAAUACUUCCGUCCUCCAUAAUCUAUUCUACAACCUCCAUAUCUUUGCCUUGCGUCUGCAUACAUACACCAUUGCAUACAUACACCAUGACGACUAUAACGACAAUGACAGCGACGCUGGACGCAAAGCAUCCAGCCGUCUACGAACAGGUCAUCAUCGAGCAGCGGGAUAAUGUAUCAGGCCGGAUAACGCAUCAGACGCAGACACAUCCACCAGUCGUACAAACGCCACGUUCGAGGCAGCGUGCCUUGCUCGUCCAUGCGGCGCAGCAGCCUUAUUCUCUUGUCAACGACCAUGCCAUUCCGUCUAUUCUGCAUAAAGAUGAGAUUCUUAUCAAGGUUAUCGCCAUCGGCCUCAACCCAGUAGACUGGAAGGGCCCUGCAUACAAUUUCGGCCUCCCGAGUCUCCCCUGGGUAAACGGGCGAGACCUAGCAGGGGUAGUCGUCCAAACCCCCUCAACAGUCUCAGACUCCGACAAGACACCCUCCCGCCUGCAAAAAGGCGAUCUCGUCCUCGUUCCCUCAACAGACUACCGCGACAUCCGCAAGGCCGCGUUCCAGGAGUACGCAGUCACGACGCAUUUCAACGCGGCCCGCAUCCCCGGUAGUCAUAGUGUGCAUGCUGCGGCUUCGGUGGGCGUUGCCUUUGUGGCGUCUGUGCUUGCGCUUGGGGUGAGUUUGGGGGUGGACUUUCGGAAGAUUCAGCAGUGUCCUGGGCCGAGUUUACCGGAGGUACUCAAAGAUGUUAAUAAGGAGUUGAUACCGGGUGAUGUUCGCGAUGAGUGUUUCGCAAGUCGGGACGAGGUUGAACGGCCGAAGAAGGGCGAUUGGAUUGCUAUCUGGGGUGCAUCAACAACAACGGGCCUAAUAACGAUCCAACUCGCACGCCUGGCCGGACUAAAAACACUCUGCGUCGCUGACGUCGCACGGCACGGGUCCAAACUCCACGCCGCCGGCGCAGACAUCCUCAUCGACCGACACGACACAGCGCGCGCAGUGGAGAUAAUCCGUGGCGUAACAGGUGGAAAGCUCCGCUACGCCAUCGACAUUGUUGGUGCAGACACAGCAACGCUCCUCCAAGCGACGUUAGAUCCUAGUAUCGGAAUUGACGGCUCGCAUGCACACCUACUAGGCCUGACAGGGCUACCUAAACAACGAGACGAGCGGAUAGUAUACCACACCGUCCCGAUUAAGCUGUUCCAUUCGAGUCCCGAGGUUGGAGAGGCGAUGGUUACGUGGUUGGAGAGUUUGAUUGGGAGCAGGACGUUGGAGCUGCCGGAGGUGAUUAGGGCUGAGGGGGGCCUGGAGGGGGUGAAUGCGGCGUUGGAGACGCUGAGACGGGGGGAUGCCAGUGGGAAGAGGAUUGUUGUGUCGCUGGACUAACUCAUUUAUUUUCCUAUGUUUGCUGUUAUGAUAAUGAUACACUACGAUAGAGGCGUUAGAGCUAGAACAAAUUGAU
Messenger RNA from Aspergillus versicolor CBS 583.65, 1484 nucleotides. RefSeq names its product zinc-binding alcohol dehydrogenase family protein. The record is from RefSeq and is a predicted model, not a curated record. NCBI's taxonomy places the organism in Eukaryota, Fungi, Ascomycota, Eurotiomycetes, Eurotiales, Aspergillaceae. Bases 113 to 1408 code for a protein of 431 amino acids. The transcript is spliced from 4 exons. Gene Ontology annotation, molecular function: oxidoreductase activity, acting on NAD(P)H.